Molecule: messenger RNA, 2371 nt
Organism: Coregonus clupeaformis (lake whitefish)
Lineage: Eukaryota; Metazoa; Chordata; Actinopteri; Salmoniformes; Salmonidae
Gene: pargl
Product: poly (ADP-ribose) glycohydrolase, like
Exons: 16
Coding region: 145-1959 (604 amino acids)
Biological process (GO): nucleotide-sugar metabolic process; regulation of DNA repair; ATP generation from poly-ADP-D-ribose
Cellular component (GO): nucleus; cytoplasm
Molecular function (GO): poly(ADP-ribose) glycohydrolase activity
Source: RefSeq, a predicted model, not a curated record
AACAUUUGCCUAGUCUACAUUUCACUUUCAUUUUCAGGAUUGCUGCUCCUUCACGUUCGGUCAACGAAGUGUUCUAGAUGCGUUCUGGAAAAGCACAUAUUCCUACUCUUCAGAAAUUAGCUGCGCAUUUGGCAUCAUUCAAGAAUGGCCGGUUGUAAAAACGACAGUUCCCAAGUGAAAGCUGCCCUGCAGCCAGACUUCCCCAUGCAGGACAAGAACAGUGUUCAGGGGGUUAAACGCCACCCAAACAGCGAUGUCCCUGUUGGAAACCUGGUCGACGUUAACCCAACUCUGGUCACCAAAUCACUGCAUGGAGACAGUGAAAGAGAAAGGAAGAAAGAGGCAGAUGGAGGGAAGGAUGGAGGAAGGAAAAGAGACAUGGAGGGGGUGAGGGAUGGAGUGAGGGGUGAGGAGAAGAGGUCGUGCUGCUCUCUCUCUGAGCUGAAGAAAGUCCCUAAGUGUCACGUGGAGCUGGAGCCACUGUCCUUCAGCAGAACUCACCACGUCCUCAUAGAUGUGAAUGAGUUCCGCCAUAAAAUUAAGUUGAAAGCUCAGCCUGGACAGCAUGUGUGGAACAGGGACUUUGUUAAGAUGCCCUGCUCACCAGAAAGCCUCAUCAAGACUGGAUGGUUAACCACCUCUGAGGGAAGUCGUUGGGAGGUGGUCUCGAAACAGCUGGUGAGUCUGGCCAAGAAGACCACUGCAUCAGUGGGUGACGUAGAGAAAGCCAUAAAGAAAUAUAACCCAAAGUAUGAAGAUCAAUGGUCCUUUGAUGCCCUGCACACCUUUGUUCAGAAAGCACCUAAAGAAGAGAACUACUACACGUCUGUUUUUCCUAAGAUAGCAGAGCUGGCCUCCAGACUGCCUCACUAUAUCAAGAAGGCCAUUCCCCUGCUCCAGAGAGGCCAGACUCAUUCCAUCACGUUGUCCCAGAGUCAGAUAGCUUGUCUGCUGGCCAAUGCCUUCUACUGCACCUUCCCCCACCGCAACUCCCCCAACCCCAGAGCAGAGUACAACAACUACCCCACCAUCAACUUUAACAGUCUGUUUGGAAAGUGGUCUGAGAGGAAGAGAGAGAAGCUGAGAGCCAUCCUUCAUUACUUCCACACUGUCACAGACCAAGCGACCAAGCCCAGUGGACUUGUGACCUUUGAGAGGCGCUACAUCAGCGACAGAGACAUGCCCAACUGGAGGAGUUGUAAGGAGACUGUUGCUAAACUCCACGUCACCUCAGCAGGCUGCAUAGAGGAACAGGGAACAGGGAUGCUACAGGUGGACUUUGCCUGUAACAUGAUAGGAGGUGGAGUGUUGGGCUCAGGUCUGGUUCAAGAGGAGAUUCUGUUCCUGAUGAACCCAGAACUCAUCGUAUCUCGACUCUUCACUGAGAGACUAGGAGACAACGAGUGUCUCUUCAUCACAGGCUCUCAACAGUUCAGUCAGUACAGUGGCUACAGCGACACUUUUCAGUGGAAAGGGCCUCACAAAGACAACAUUGAGAGGGAUGAAUGGCAGAGGCUACACAGGCAGAUUGUAGCCAUGGAUGCUCUCCACUUCAGACACCAGAGAGAACAGUACAACAUGAGACAGGUCACCAGGGAACUCAACAAGGCGUACUGUGGCUUUAAGGCAGGUGACAACACUCACCCAGACCUCCUUCCUGACAUCGCCACGGGCAACUGGGGCUGCGGAGCCUUCAAUGGAGACCCCAAACUUAAAGCUCUGAUCCAGCUGAUGGCUGCAGCCAGGGUUCAGAGAGGCGUGGCCUUCGUCACCUUCAAGAACUUCAGUUUGGAGAGAGAGCUGCAGAACAUGCACCAACUACUGGUCACACACAGAACUACAGUGGGUAAACUGUAUGAAUUGCUGGAUGACUACUGUGCUGUGAUACAGUUGUCUCACACACAUGUGGACCUAUUUGACUGGAUCAGGAACACCCUGGAACACAGGAGUCAGCUGUGAGGACACAUCUCAAUACUCUAAAGGAGCUUCCUUUCCUUGUCUCCUUUCCUUUUUAGGAUUAUUGAGAUGCACCCCAGAGAUAGAGUGGCUCUAUGAAUGAUCUGUGGAUAGAAACAUAGUACAAUUCCAAGUAAUGGUUGAUUAUGAAUGUGUUUCUCUUUUCGCUACUACACUGUUCCUAAAUCAAACUUAUACAUUUGUAACUGCUGCAUACUGAACUAUUUAGAAAACAACUAAAUGUGAUGAUAAAACGAAGCUAAUGAAAUGAUGUCAGCAAAACCAGGGGUCCUGCUUUUUGAUUUUUCCCUUGAUGAUAGCCAACAACUCAACCAGCACCAGUUGAAGUCGGAAGUUUACGGACACCUUAGCCAAAUACAUUUAAACUCAGUUUUUCACAAUUCCUGACGUUUAA